Messenger RNA from Alternaria arbusti, 1038 nucleotides. RefSeq lists its product as uncharacterized. Bases 1 to 1038 code for a protein of 345 amino acids. The record is from RefSeq and is a predicted model, not a curated record. Lineage: Eukaryota; Fungi; Ascomycota; Dothideomycetes; Pleosporales; Pleosporaceae. The transcript has a single exon. Gene Ontology annotation, molecular function: nucleic acid binding.
AUGUACCAGCAAAACUCUACCUGGGCAGCGACUCAGGAGAAGCAGCUUAGACUUUUCGCGGCCGACCCAGAUGAGAAGCGUCUUCGAUUCAAGCCAAUGCCCCGUAGUCAGCGCGCCUUCAUCCACCACCUGGCUGAAGAUUUUGGCAUGGACUCCGAGAGCAUGGAUCCAGAACCACAUCGACAUGUGGCCAUCUUCAAGACCCCUAAGUUCGUCAUGGCCCCAAUGCGGACACUUGCGGACUGCGCCAGAACUCGUCAAGUUCAACAACGUCUUGCGCCUGCGCCCACACCAGCAGUGUCUUCCACUGCCACAUUGCGCCCCAAGCCCAGCAACACCAAUGGCGACCCCUAUAACGCGUUCCUUAUCCUGAAUCCUCGCUUUGCGCUCACUAUCGAAGAGCUCAACCCCAUCAUCAAGAGCGUACUCGCAACGACAUCGUUCCGAUGCGAGCUAGAGGUCACCUUCCUUCCCAGCGAAGCCGUAGCAUUGAAGCCACCUCUAGCAGCUCGGCUCAGCAUCCCAGAACGCGAAAUGCAGACCAUGCUCGAAUCGAUCCAAGCACCGCUAACCAAAGCUCUCACCACGCAAAACAUCGGCAAAAGCAUGCAGCUUGCGCGUCUCGACUCCUCACUCAACAUCCUGCGCAAAGAGUCUGAUGUAGGUCCCGGUUCAGGCUGGAGCGAAGUGGCAGCCUCGAAGGGUGUUCCAAACCGCCAGCUCCCAAAGACAACUUCCUUCGGGAACAAGGGCGGGUUUGCGGUGCUCAGCUUGAGUAGCAAGAAGAAGAAACAGAAGGAGGUACCUGUUGAGGUUGCAGAGAGCUGGGAGGAGGCCGAGGAGGAGGAGGAGCAGAAGGAGAAGGUUAGUGGGGCUAACAGCGCUGUCAUGAGCGAGGAUGAAGGUGCGUCCAAGGAUGUGCCUGAGGCUUCGGGCAGUACGCCGGCUAGCGACGAGAAUCAUGUCGCGCCGAAAGAUGAUGCUGAGCUCGCCACUAAGCCACUACCGGGACGUUGGUCGGAUCUGGAUGACGAGUAG